Molecule: messenger RNA, 3386 nt
Organism: Drosophila ananassae
Lineage: Eukaryota; Metazoa; Arthropoda; Insecta; Diptera; Drosophilidae
Product: solute carrier family 12 member 8
Exons: 7
Coding region: 1-2154 (717 amino acids)
Biological process (GO): chloride transmembrane transport; cell volume homeostasis; potassium ion homeostasis
Cellular component (GO): membrane
Molecular function (GO): potassium:chloride symporter activity
Source: RefSeq, a predicted model, not a curated record
AUGAGUAAUACCUCGGAAGGUAACGGUAGCGGUAACGGAACCGGAGGCCGACGCACCGUCGACUGGCAGAGAUUCGGUCUAGGCAACGAGGAUGAUGGCGAGGUGGCGGUGGCCACCUUUCGCCAAAGGACCAAUAACAACACCGGCGGCUUCGUAGAUCUCGGAAACGAGUACACCUAUGCGGCUGGAGGGCACCAUGCAUCUGGAGCGAACGAGAUCUUUGCCGGCGAGCAGGGCGACAAACCCUGGUGGCGAUCCAACUUUUUCAUUUCGCAGCCGGUACUUUUUGGCACCUGGGACGGUGUGUUCACUUCCUGCUUGAUCAACGUGUUUGGUGUGAUCGUAUUUUUGCGCUCCGGGUGGAUUGUUGCCCAGGCUGGCAUUCUCAACGCGGUGCUAAUCAUCUUCUGCACAGUUGUUAUAGCCCUCGUUAGCGUGCUGUCAGCGAUUGGCAUCUGCGAACGAUGUCGCGUUGAGAGUGGCGGCGUUUACUUCCUAAUAGCGCACACAUUGGGCUCCCGCUUCGGUGGCGCCCUCGGACUGCUCUACUGCUUCGGUCAGGCGGUGGGAUGUGCGCUUAAUGUGAUGGGAUUUGGUGAGUCGAUGGCCGGUCUUGUGAAUCUCGGAGAAAGCAAAUGGGCCAUCAGAGGAUUCGCAACCGCCGCAGUCCUUCUGCUUGGCUGCAUCAAUGUGGCCGGCGUUAAGUGGGUGAUCAAGCUGCAGUUUAUUCUGCUUAUGAUCCUCCUUAUAUCGGCGCUGGACUUUAUGGUGGGCAGCUUUAUUGGACAGAAUGAAAAAAAUGGAUUUGAUGGCUGGGUAAGUGGAAAUUUUGUCGCUAACCUGUGGCCGAUGUACGAGAACGGGUACUCCUGGUUUCGUGUGUUUGGAGUCUUCUUCCCCACCGUGACGGGUGUUCUUUCUGGCAUCAACAUGAGCGGCGAUCUGCGGGCUCCUUCCACGGACAUUCCCAACGGCACCCUUGCUGCUUUCGGAACAUCCACAUUCCUGUACCUAGUAUUUGUGCUGUUCCUGGGUGCGACUUGUCAGCGAGACACGCUGCGCACCAACUUUAUGAUCGCCGUCUCCGUGUCGGCCACUCACUUCCUUCUCUUAGCUGGAAUCUACGUGUCGAGUAUGUCCUCCUGCUUGGGCGCGAUGUACGGCACACCACGUGUCCUACAGAGCAUUGCCAAAGAGAGCGUUAUUCCAGGGAUCGAUGUCCUGGGCAAGGGACGUGGUCCCAACAAAGUGCCUCUGUAUGCUAUGGCCAUUGUGGCCCUUGUCACUGUAACCUUCAUUAUUGUCGGAGACAUCAACUUCCUGGCUCCCAUUGUGACGAUGCCCUUCCUGCUGACGUACGCCUGCAUCGACUAUGCUUACUUUGCACUGGCCCAGACCUUCGACAUCCAGGAACAGCGCGAGGAGCGCUUCCGCAUCCAGGCCUCAAGCCCCAGCUAUGAGACACGUCGUUACGGAAGUGUCUCAGACACGGGCAAUGACCUCGACCUGCUCUUUCCCGAUCGGGUCCGGCACAAGAACCUGCAAAGUCCCCAGAACUCGCCACUCCACCAGACGGCACCACACCAGUCGGAGUUCAGCGGGGAGGGACCAAGCACCUCAAGCCGAACGACGCAACCAGCGACUUCAUCGGCCAACAACGACGCCACGACUCUAGCCGUCGACCAGGACGGAGCGCCAGACCAGGAGCAGAAUCAGGACGAGGCCGAGCCCAUUGCUCCCAUCCGACCGCCCAUCCACUCCAAGACGAAAAACUGGUACUCCGGCUACUGCAACCGCUGGGCUUCGCUGCUUGGAGCGUUUACCAAGCUUUUGGUCAUGCUGCUGGUGAACUGGUACUAUGCGCUCACCUGCUUUCUGGUGGUGUUCAUUGUGUGGUUCUAUGUAGGCACGGCCAAUCCGGCGGUGAAGCCUGGCCUAACGGCCGAGUUUAACUUCUUUUCCUGGCUUAAGAGCAUAAUAUUCCGGUGCUUUGGUAAGCGUAUCCACGAGUACGAACAGAUCGUAGUAACGCCAUCGUGUCCCGGUGUGGAUCUCUCGCCCACGCAGCUGAACGAACAGAACGAGGACUUCCGGCCACGGCCCAAUUACCACCACUCUUCAGUCAUCGAGGGUCGCCUCAUCGAUGAUAUUUAGAGACAGACAUCUACUUAAAUCUAGAUAGAUCGCCCGGGGCGCAACGAGGAGCUGUGGGCGUGGCUGUGGCAAGCAAUAAUCGAGUGCAUUUCUUUAGCCAGCGGAAAAACUAAAAGAAUUACCCAAAACAAAACUAAAACAACCGGAAAUCCACACUCAUAUAUCCUUUACAUAGAUAUUUGAUAUGUAUGUUUUGUAUAACAUUGUAAGGAUGUUCUGAAGCUAAUCCAGCCGUGAUUUUUUAAAAUUCCAAAACCCAGUUUUACCUUGUUCGAGUUUUGUUUUUAAAUUGUACAUUUUUAGUAAGUCCAUUAGGUGUUUACCAUUAUUAAGAGUACAAUGGGCUUCACAACCAUUGCAGCCACAUCUGUCAAUAUCUAUGUUAAUUUAAAUCUUUAUUUAUAUAAGAACAAAAUGUAACGUUUAGUGUUUUUAAAACCAUAUCACACCAAAUGGAAAUGUACUGCUUUUAACGCCUUCCACGCACACACCGCACACAAACACAGCUCAGAGCAAACUACUACCUAUGUUUAAUUUGUAAUCCAAUGUUUUUGCUGCUUUUAAUGUGUUCCUUGUUCGCGGAGAGAAAGAGUUCAAAAGCUACGUAUUCUUAACAAAGAAAGCGUGUAAAUUGUUGCUAAAUGGAUAUGUUUCCGGUGUUUCCUGCCGCUUUCGGAGGGGACGCAUGUGAUACUGAGAUAAUAAGUGAACCAAAAAACCGAAACCAGAAAUCAAACUCGAUGAUUUGGCGCCUCUGCAUUUAAGAAGAACAUACACACACACGGCACACAAAGUGUAAUCCAAUAAAAUUGUUGCAGAACACAAAAAACUAAUAACUAAUAAUGAAUAAAUGUAAUACACCUAACACACACCUUAAACUUAAGCUGUAACCCUCUGUAUUAACCUCACCCGAUGAACAAUAUUAUUCGUACUCCCCUAAAUUCACUCAGCAGCCAUACAUACAUACAUAUAUCAGCAAUAACCGCACCCAAACAUCCUGUAUUACCCUAUAUUAAUGUAAUGUAUAUACAAUGUAUACUUAUACCGGGAUAUAUACACCGCAUGUUGAUCGAGGAGGUGUUGUAUAUUUGGAAAAUAUACUCGCGAGUCCGAUUUUUGUACGUAUAUGUAGCCUAAUUAAAACUAGUUUUACGAAAAACCUAUCCCCAGGACAGCCCACACAUGAAAUAACGUUAAUGUAACACAUUAAAUAAAGAGCGUGUAAUAAAUAG